AUGUGCGGCAGGUUCGUGAGGCAGCUGUUGGCUGAAGAGAGCAGGCAUUCCACCAUCGUGGGGCACCUCCUGCUCCCAGUGCUCCUGGGCUUCCGCCUCGUGCUGCUGGCUGCCAGUGGGACCGGGAUCUAUGGCGAUGAGCAGAGUGAAUUUGUGUGUCACACGCAGCAGGCAGGCUGCAAGGCUGCCUGCUACGAUGCCUUCCAUCCCUUCUCCCCACUGCGCUUCUGGGCCUUCCAGGUCAUCCUGGUGGCUGUGCCCAGUGCCCUCUACAUGGGUUUUACUCUGUACCAUCUGAUCUGGCAUUGGGAAGAAUCAGGAAAGGUGAAGGAGGAGACUCUGCUCCGCCAAGGGGAGAAGAGCAGAGAUGACGCUUCGGGGCUGGGAAGCCCCAGGCUGCUCUGGGCCUAUGUGGUACAGCUGGGGGUGAGGCUGGUCCUUGAGGGGGCAGCCUUGGGGGUGCAGUACCAUCUGUAUGGCUUCAAGAUGCCCAACUCCUUUGCAUGUCGUCGGGAGCCUUGCCUCGGCAGUAUAACCUGUUAUCCGUCCCGCCCUUUUGAGAAGACCAUCUUCCUAAAGACCAUGUUUGGGGUCAGUGGGCUCUGUCUCUUGUUUACUCUUUUGGAGCUUGUACUCCUGGGCCUGGUGAGAUGGUGGAGGACCUGGAAGCACAAAUCUCCUCCUUCUAACUACUCCCCAGCUGCAGAGAGCACCAAAAAACACAAGGAACCGACUGACAGCUUCCCAGCGGUGGAAGCCAAAGAGCAGUUCCGAGAAGCAGGUGAGAAGGCACUGAUGUCCCUCCUUCUUCGUGCUUCUGAUGUCUUUGUCCUCAUGAUCUCCCAUGGCAGGUCCCUCCCGCGUGUCACAAAACAGAAAACCGGGUUCUAG
Odobenus rosmarus divergens (Pacific walrus) is the source of this 891-nucleotide messenger RNA. It is a transcript of the gene GJC3, whose product is annotated as gap junction protein, gamma 3, 30.2kDa. Gene Ontology annotation, cellular component: connexin complex. NCBI's taxonomy places the organism in Eukaryota, Metazoa, Chordata, Mammalia, Carnivora, Odobenidae. Gene Ontology annotation, biological process: cell communication. Bases 1 to 891 code for a protein of 296 amino acids. The record is from RefSeq and is a predicted model, not a curated record. The transcript has a single exon.